This is a messenger RNA of Aspergillus pseudotamarii, 2238 nucleotides long. Its product is annotated as NEDD8-activating enzyme E1 regulatory subunit. NCBI's taxonomy places the organism in Eukaryota, Fungi, Ascomycota, Eurotiomycetes, Eurotiales, Aspergillaceae. Gene Ontology annotation, biological process: protein neddylation. Gene Ontology annotation, cellular component: cytoplasm. Bases 129 to 1805 code for a protein of 558 amino acids. The record is from RefSeq and is a predicted model, not a curated record. Gene Ontology annotation, molecular function: NEDD8 activating enzyme activity. The transcript is spliced from 2 exons.
GUCAGAUGCUUGCUAUUCUAUUGCCUGUCCGAGGCAGGUACUAGUGUUCCAGUUGUAUUAGUGACUUUAUAUCGUCUCUCCGCUACUCAACUAUUCCUUAUCAUUGCUCUUUCACUUCCCCGCCCCUCAUGACUGAUGCUUUUCCUAGUGCCCUGACUGGGCCAUCUUCCAAAGAAAGGAAAUAUGAUCGGCAACUGCGGCUCUGGGCUGCAAGUGGCCAGAAGGCUUUAGAGGAGUCUCGUGUACUUUUGGUCAAUUCUGAUGGCCCAUGGAGCAACCAAAGUACUGGCGUAUCAGGCGUAGUGGGGGUCGAAACACUGAAGAACCUUGUCCUUCCUGGAAUUGGAGGGUUUACUAUCGUGGAUCCUGCUACUGUCACCGAGGCGGAUCUUGGAGUCAAUUUCUUCCUUGAAGAGCAGAGCCUGGGUAAGCCGAGGGCCGCAGAGACCUGCCGAUUGUUAAAAGAAUUGAACCCCGAUGUAGAAGGAAGCUUCCAAUCAAAGUCAAUUACGGAACUUCUGAGACAGGAUCCAGAGUUCCUCGCACAGCAUAGGCUAGUGUUAGUUUCUGGUCCUAUGAAGCGACCCUCUUUAGAUGCUCUUUGCAAGGCUGCCAGUGAGCUAAACAUUCCAGUCUUAUAUACACGAUCUGUUGGAUUCUACUCCACUUUCUCGCUUCAACUGCCGCCCUUGUUUCCUAUAGUAGAGACCCAUCCAGAUCCGGAGACAACACAAGAUCUCCGCCUGCUCAACCCUUGGCCGGAGUUGGCAGAAGCUGCUUCUCAAAUUGAUAAUUUGGAAACCUUGGAUGACCACCAACACGGUCAUGUUCCAUAUCUACUACUACUUCUCCACUACCUUGAGAAAUGGAAGGAGGCACACAAUGGCAAUGUUCCAUCAAAUUACAAAGAGAAGUCUGAGUUUAGGGAGAUGGUGCGCUCUAGCGCAAGAACGAGUAACCCCGAAGGCGGCGAAGAGAACUAUGAUGAGGCUGUUGCGGCAGUAUUGAAGUCAUUGAACCCCUUUAGCUUACGCAGUUCGACUCGCGAGAUUUUUGAGAUGGAAGAGUGCAAAACCCCCCGAGCAGACUCGGCCGAUUUCUGGAUUAUCGCAUCUGCAGUCCGGGAGUUCUUCCAGCAGCAUAAUGUGCUGCCCCUGCCGGGCUCACUGCCCGAUAUGAAGGCUCAGUCGGCAGAUUAUGUCUCUCUUCAAAACAUCUACAAGUCGAAGGCGAAAAAAGAUGUACAGGAAGUCACAGAUAUAGUCAGAAGAAUCGAGUCCCAAAUAGGGUCUCGGUCGGGCGAUAUCCUAGAGAAGGAUAUCGAAGUGUUUUGCAAGAACGCCGCUCACAUCAAGGUUAUUCGUGGACGCAGUAUCCCUGAAAUUGAUGGAGAAGCACGGACUAUUAAGGCCAUCCGCAACAAUAUAAGCAUCCCUGACUCUCUCAUCCCUGUCUUUGUUGCCUUCCAAGUCCUGGACAAUGUUGUGACCGACCUCCAAAAAGGAAAACUCGCCAGUGGAUCGAUUGAUGACGAGGUGGCGUGGGACGCUCAGAUUGAUCGUGUUCUCUCUGCGCUCAUGGCCGACGGCCAAUCUGCAGUUGACCAGGACGCCCGGGAGCACAUUUUGGAAGCCACCCAAGAACUUCGCCGCACAGAAGGCGGCGAGCUGCAUAAUAUCUCGUCACUUACUGGUGGCUUGGUCGCACAGGAGGCACUCAAGGUUAUCACAAGGCAGUAUGUGCCGUUGGAUAACACGUGCGUCUUCGAUGGAGUGCGAAGCCGUAGCGAGAUGUAUACGCUGUGAUGUGGUUGUACCAUCCGGCGGCUAUGACAGAGUCCCUCUCAAGGACGGCAACCGCAAUGAAAUGAAAUUAUGACUUGGCGUAUUAUCGUCCUACGAGUAGUUCCUCUGCUAGGCCUUUUCCGGCUUUUAAACUGUCAUGAACCCGCUCCAGUUCUACUAUAUAUAUACAUCCGUGUGAACAGCGUACGUGACCUUUGGCCUGUCGUUUUCAGGCUAAGGGUGUCCAUUAAUAUUCUCGUCAAAAUGAAGCCCAGGCCUCACCGGCUGUGCGAGAACGGAAAUUACAUACUUGCAGUAGAUCAGAGAGACUUAAAACGAGAUAAUAUAAAAUGCCAAAUACCACGCUUUUGAUUAGUGGCAUUUUAUGAUCUGGAAUAUAAGCCUAUGUCAUUUGGAGACAUGUGGCCAAACGCGGAGAAUAUCUGAAUUGCAC